This is a messenger RNA of Effrenium voratum, 1884 nucleotides long. NCBI's taxonomy places the organism in Eukaryota, Dinophyceae, Suessiales, Symbiodiniaceae. The record is from the annotation of a GenBank genome assembly.
AUGGCGUGUCUGGAUCUGGAGAUUUCUGGAGUGGAUGGCUCAAUUCUGUGCCUCAGUGUGCCGGAGACGCUCUUCGGCAGCGAGUUGCUGCGGAUGGUCCGCAAUCAGCGGCCCAAGCGAGGGGCAGGGCUCUCCUUGCUCUGGCAGGACUUGCCGCUUGCGCUGGAGAAGACGCUACAGGAGCAAGGCCUGCACACGUGCCCGAGCCUCUCCUUCAUCUUCACGAGGACCAACUUGUGUCGCGCCUGGAAAGCGCUGUUGCGCAACAAGGACCACGAGGAGGCGUUGCAGGGGAUACACAGCAUGAGCUACAACGGCCAGAAGCAGGAGCUUUGGUUCCCCAGCAGCCUGGAAUCGCUGAGCUUUGGCCCUGACUUCAACCAGAGGACCACCAGCCUCAGGUUCGCAGGUGGCCUAAAGGACCUGAGCUUCGGCACUGCUUUCAACAUGCCUCUGGAAAAUAUCCCGCCUCAGCUGCAGAGCCUCAGCCUUGGCUUUCGUUUCAACCAGCCUUUGCAGUGCGUCUCAUUGUUGCAGCUGGAGAGCCUCAGUCUUGGUCAUGACUUCAACCAGAGCUUGGCGGGCCUCGUGCUGCCUAAGUUGAAGAGCUUGCGCUUCGGGGCCUUCUUCAACCAGCCCCUCGAGGGUUUGAUCGCGCCAUGCCUGGAGCACCUGGCCUUCGGGGAGGAGUUCGACCAGAGCUUGGAGCAGGCGGCCCUUCCGGACACUCUCCUGAGCUUGGUCUUCGGAGAGAGGUACAACCAGAGUUUGGACAAGGUGAAGCUGCCCUACCUGCAGAGCCUGGCCUUUGGGGAUGGCUUCCAACAGAGCCUACAGGCUGACCUCCCCUCGCUGCAAGAGCUGAGCUUCGGACACAAGUUCAACGCGGCCUUGGAGCCGCUGCCGAGGCUGCAAGCCUUGACUCUGGGAUAUGGUUUCAACCAGAGCCUGGCGUCAGUGGAGCUGGAUGGACUUCAACGACUGGUCCUGGGCCACGAGUUCAAUCAGAGUCUGCCGCCACUGGGCGCCUUGCAACACCUGGUUUGCGGUUACAAGUUCAACCAGAGCUUCGUGCAAUACUCGAAUCUUGAGAGCCUCACCAUUGGGGGCGGAUUCAAGCAACGAUUGCAGCUCCCCUCAAGCCUGAAGAUUCUGACCAUCGAGUUUCAGGCGCACGAAGAUUUGCCUCGGCUGGUUCUGCCGGACGGCCUUGAAUGCUUGACCUUUGGUCGCGACUUCCGGCAGAGUUUGGAUGGGCUUCAGAUGCCCUCGGGCCUUCAGACGUUGACACUGGGAGAUCUCUUCAACCGCAGCCUGCAGCAGACGAGGCUGCCGAGCGGUCUGAAGACUUUGAGUUUCGGCAGCAGCUUCAACCAGAGCUUGGACUUGGUGACUUUGCCAGCUGGCCUUCAGAGUCUGAGCUUGGGGCACAAGUUCAACCAUCCCUUGGAAGGCGUGCGGUGGCCGAAUUUGCUCAGCCUGAGCUUUGGGCAGUCUUUCAACCAAGCCUUGGAGCAGGUGAUGUUCCCCAGCACCUUGCAGAACCUCAGAUUUGGCAGGAGCUUCACCCAGAGUUUGGAGCGUGUUGUGCUGCCCAGCGGACUGCAGAGCUUGAGCUUCGGGGACAAUUACGCCCGAGCUCUGGACAGGGUACAACUGCCGCCUUUGCAAAGCUUGAGCCUGGGAGACAUGUGGAACCAUCCUUUGACCCGAGUCGGGCUCCUGUCCGUGGAGUCUCUGCGCCUGGGCAAGAACUUCGACCGCCCCCUACCCGAAGAAGCACUACCAAACCUGCGAACCCUGGAGGCACCCAACCUCCGCCAGGCCCUGGAGCUCCCGAGCCUCGAGAGCCUCAGCUGCCAGGGCAUCGCUUUGAAGCUCUAA